ACACUCUUCGCCGGCAGCCUGGCCUGGAGCGUUGAUGACAACGCCCUCUACCAGGCUUUCGAGUCUUUCGAGGGUCUUGUUGGCGCCCGUGUUGUUACCGAGAAGGGCACCGGCCGCAGCCGUGGCUUCGGAUACGUCGACUUCAAGGAUGCCGAGUCUGCCUCCGUUGCCUACGAGGCCAUGCAGGGUCAGGACGUCGGUGGCCGUGCCAUCAACCUUGACUACGCCAAUGCUCGCCCCGACGAUGCCAACCCCCAGAACCGCGCUGCCGACCGUGCCAAGAAGCACGGCGACACUCUGAGCGCCGAGAGCGAUACCCUCUUCGUCGGCAACCUGCCCUUCGACACUGACCAGGAUACCGUUACCGAAUUCUUCAACGAGGUCCGCCCGGUCACCAGCGUUCGACUGCCCACUGACCCUGAAAGCGGUAACCUGAAGGGCUUUGGCUACGUUACCUUUGGCUCUGUUGAGGAUGCCAAAGAGGCUCUCAACGCCAAGAACGGUGCUACCAUUGGCAGCGGCCGAUUUGCCCGCAGCGUUCGUCUUGACUUCUCCAGCCCUCGUCCUCAGGGCGGAGCUGGCGGUGGCCGUGGCGGCUUUGGAGGUGGUCGUGGUGGUCCUCGCGGAGGCGGCCGUGGUGGUCGUGGUGGCCGCGGUGGUUUCGGUGGUGGCCGUGGCGGCAACUUCAGCGCUGUCAACCGUACCAAGCCCGCCGGUACCAAGAUCUCUUUCGACUAA
Messenger RNA from Trichoderma reesei QM6a, 738 nucleotides. RefSeq lists its product as uncharacterized. The record is from RefSeq and is a predicted model, not a curated record. Gene Ontology annotation, molecular function: RNA binding. Lineage: Eukaryota; Fungi; Ascomycota; Sordariomycetes; Hypocreales; Hypocreaceae. The annotation marks the transcript as partial. The transcript is spliced from 2 exons.